Messenger RNA from Lasiodiplodia theobromae, 2568 nucleotides. RefSeq names its product putative intracellular protein transport protein (UsoA). The record is from RefSeq and is a predicted model, not a curated record. Bases 1 to 2568 code for a protein of 855 amino acids. Lineage: Eukaryota; Fungi; Ascomycota; Dothideomycetes; Botryosphaeriales; Botryosphaeriaceae. The transcript has a single exon.
AUGCAUUUCUCGGCCAUAAUCAACAAUGCCGGCACUGCUACGCAGGUGAAAAACUCCCAAAUUUAUUUAAUUCUCUUCGGUCUGCUAUCACUCGGCUUCUAUUUUCUAAUACACCAAUACCUCCUCGCCAUCCAACGCGAUACGGAUCAAAUAAACCGAAUACAUCGAUAUCUCUUGCUCGUUAAGGACGGCCUGCAGCGCUUCUACCGCCGAAUAUAUGAAUACCUCAUCCCUAGCCCACCCCACACGUAUCUCUUCUACUUCUCCCUCACCUCCAUCUGCGUCCUCAUAUUCGGCGUCAUCGGCGUCUACGACAUCGUCACCACGUAUCCGGACUACUUUCCCCAUGGCCCGGUCAACAUAUCGCCAUUUCUUGCGGCUCUAGGACACCCCUUUACAGAAAUGGGCAGCUCAGAGUCACAAUUGUUGGACAAGGAGACAGCCACGGAGGCGGUGCCCGAGUACAUGCACUGGCACUUGGUGCUGAAGCUGUUGCUAUCGUUCGGAGUUGGCGGUUUUGCGGCGGUUUUUAUCGUGUUUUGGGUGGCAGGAUAUACAAAACUGCCAAUAAGUGGCCUCUGGCGACGCGCAACACCCGCUGUACAAGUCUCCGACGAGGACAGUAAUCAGAUUCUACAUCCUACACCGGAGGACGACACCGGGGGCUUUGAAGAUCAGCUGCGCCUCAGAGAUGAGAACAAUUCUUUGCGGGCCAGGAUGGAGGCGGCCGAGGCCAAGAGGAGAACGCUGGAAGAAGAGAUCGAGAAGCUAAGGCGCAAUAUCGAGCGGCUCGAGGAACUCCUUGAAGAUUACGAAAUGCAGAACAAUAAUGAGGUUGCAGAGCUCGAAAAACCGGAUACUCACGCGACUACGGGAAGGAAUGCUGCAGAAAAAAGCAGACGACUAGAAGAGAAGUCCAUGUCCCAGACUCACCUAGUGGAGCGGUUAUCGAAAAAGGUCAACAGCCUUGAAGAAGAGCUCAAACUCAAAUCCGAGAGCCCAAAUAUGUCUUUGCAGAAUACUUCUGAAUCCAAAGACCCCACCGUACUCGGAAGCGUGGUACAACAGUUGCGCUCUCAGCUUUCGGACACAGAGGAUCAAAAGCAAGUUGCAGAAAAGCGCUUACAAGAGGCUAGAGCAGCACAAGAGAAGCUCAAGAAUGACUUCAUGGCGCAACUUGCUCGAAAUCAGGGUGACCGUGCGACGACUCAAGACAACAGUAAAGAAUCGAUCAAAAUUCUGACUGAGAAGAUUGAAAUCAGGGAUGAGCAGAUUACGCAGAUGUCAGAAGAGGCUGAUAGGGAUAAAGAUAAGAUCAAACGCCUUGAAAAUAAGGCCGAAGAGCUCACCCUUCUUCUGGACGACCUUGAAGUGAAUAGAUCUGAUGACUUCAGCAAAUUCUGCGAGGAGACCGCCAAAGUAGCCGAGAGCAUGAGCGCCGACCUACAGGCCUUCUUCAACUCCAACGCGAAGCUUGCAGCUGUGGGAUCCUUAUGCACGACCGCGCUUAAGAGAUGGGACUGGUGGAGCACCGAAGACUGGAUCUCCAGGAAGCUCAGGCACAGCAACUACGCAUUUGGGCCACACGCCAUCCUCGCAGGGAAACACGAGGAGAGUGUAAUGGGCACCCAGUUCUGCUACGUGCUUCCAAUUGCACGUGCCUCCUCUCGCUGCUUCUACCCGCUCUGGUGCGCCAAACGGUAUGAGAAGCCUGUUAACGAGGAGGUACGCCGCAGCUGGGACGCCAUCAUACAACUCUGCCAGAAAGUCGAGGGGAACGACGAGGCUGAGGCACGGUAUAUCAAAGAGAUUGAAGGACUUGUUGGCCGAAAUGACGAGGAGGCUGCCCUUUCCUACAAUCCAAGUCACCGAUAUUUAGAGGGCUGUCGAAUUCUAGAUGACAAUCCGCUGAGGCGUGAAGAAGUCCGAUCGCAGCCAAUCAAUGCUGCUGUAAGGGUCAAAGACUACCUGGAAGAAGUUAAGUGCCGGCAAGAGAGCCUGCAAUCCGGCACAUUUGGAUCCCGGGCUUUUGAUGAGGAAUGGCCAGAAGAGAUCUUCCAUGCGCGCCGUGUUUGCUCGCUCCUUCGACACCUCCUCGAGGCGGCAUGGUAUUUGGCCAACAUACCGCUCGUCGUACAGAUCAUUCGCGUAUGGUUCGAAACCACUGAUAUUCUCGACGAGUCGAAACAGCUCCGCACCAAGUACGACGACGAGUUCAACUUUACUGAGGCAGACAGAGCUUGUGUGGACUUGCAGAACAUUAUUGCUCUCAGGUUGCAAAAACUUUAUGAUGUGUUCUUCAAUGAAGAGCCAAUCGCCGAGGGCCCAGAUGAGACAGCGGAGAUUGACAUCGUGUUUGAGCAGGAAAUCACCGACGAUGUGCGCAGAAUGCUGCGGGAUGAUGAGAUGAGAAGCGACUUGGGCGAGCAUCUCAAGGAUGCUGCAAUAUGGCCAGAUGAGGUGGAGGAGGAGGAGAGCGACGAGGAGAAGGCGGUGGUGGAGGAAAAGAACGAGACGGUAGAAAUGGAUGGGGUGGUGGAAAAGGGCGAGGAGAAGAAGGGGGAGUAG